This is a messenger RNA of Lactuca virosa, 390 nucleotides long. Lineage: Eukaryota; Viridiplantae; Streptophyta; Magnoliopsida; Asterales; Asteraceae. The record is from the annotation of a GenBank genome assembly.
AUGGGAAAGCUAAAAACUCAAAGUCUUGCCAACAAAAACAAUGGCAUGUUGAAGCUUAAAGUGGUGGUAGAGAAGCUGCAAAAGAGACUUUCGGAAGCCAAGAAAUGGGCUCCUAGAAACACGAACCUUGGAACGGUGCCUGUGAAAAAAGGUCAUUUUGCUGUGAUUGCAGCAGACGACUAUGAAGAAAAGAAAUUCGUGGUACCUUUAGCACAUCUUGAGCGCCCAUCGUUCCAAAAGUUGUUGGAGAGAGCAGCCGAGGAGUAUGGGUUCAACCACGAGGGUGCACUUAUGGUGCCGUGUAGACCAAGUGAGUUCGAGUGGAUUUUGGAUGGAUCAGGAGAUGAUGUCGGUCGGAGUUCGAGUAAAGCGAUGGUGGAAAGUUGUUAA